Messenger RNA from Mycena citricolor, 2020 nucleotides. Lineage: Eukaryota; Fungi; Basidiomycota; Agaricomycetes; Agaricales; Mycenaceae. The record is from the annotation of a GenBank genome assembly.
CAGCAAAUGACCAUCGAGCGAAGACUCAAGCUCUCCAGCAGUCACUUGAAUGUAUGUGGGAAGGGGAAGGUCAGAAGUCACCUCCGAUUACAACGCUUUGCUUUCCCAGUUGAUUGGAAGGGAACUCGCCGCGUACACAGAACGCUCUAACCGCUUCCAACGACCAAAGCCACCAAUAUCGAGUCCACUGGAACACUUCCGACUCGCGCGUUCUUGCCUUACGGUAGUGAUUACUGCAACGUUGGGGUGGGCAGCCAAUUAGAAGACACCUGAAGAGGGGACGAGAUCAGAAUGUACGUCCCAUUACUUCGAUCGAAGACUCUGUGCCCUUUCUCGCCGCACCUCAUCACACAAGCCCGUGUGCAUAAGAAUGCAGACGUGUCCCGAGUUCGACGAAUUCCACUAUGUCUGCAGUCCCCGAAAAAACAACAGUUCUCGUCAUCGGCGGCGGGCCCGCCGGGUCCUACUCUGCCUCAGUGCUCGCGCGACACGGCAUCGAAGUGACGAUCCUCGAGGGCGCCAAGUUCCCGCGGUACCACAUCGGCGAGUCGCUCCUGGCGUCGACAAACUACUUCCUGGAGUUCAUCGGUGCCCGCGAGAAGGUGCUGGCGCAUGGAUUCAUGAAGAAACCUGGUGGGCUGUUCAAGAUGCGUCGCGAUUUCCCAACGGUGUACACAAACUUUGUCGACCACAGCACAGGAAACCACGCCGUGAAUGUCGAACGUGCUAAAUAUGAUGACAUUUUGUUCCGCCAUGCCGAGUCCCAAGGCGCGAAGAUCUUCGACGAACACAAAGUCACCAGCCUCCGAUUCUCGCCGGACGACUCGGAUAGGCCUAUCGCUGCCGAGUGGUCGAACAAGUCGGGUGGCAAGGGCGUCAUCGCUUUUGACUACCUCGUCGACGCAUCGGGGCGCUACGGUGUGAUGUCGGACAAGUACCACAAAGACAGGAAGAUCACGGAGAGUCUCAAGAAUAUUGCUAUCUGGGGAUACUGGAAGGGAAACUACAAGCACGGCCAGGGAACUGAGCGGGAGGGUGCGAUCCUCGUAGAGACUCUGCACGACCACACCGGUUGGGCGUGGUUCAUUCCUAUGACAGACGACACUGUUUCGAUCGGGGCCUGCAUCCAUGAGAAACACAUGAAGGAGAAGAAGGCAGGCAAGACCCAGGAGCAGGUGUACCACGAGGUUUUCAGCCAGCUUGAAAUCAUCAACGAGGCCAAGGCCGACACGGUGCUCCAGCCCAACAAAGCAGGAGGGACGAGUCCCGUGGCGAUGGCGAGUGACUUCAGCUAUCUCUCCGAGAAUGUGGGCGCGAAGAAUUACCGUCUCGUCGGAGACGCCGCUGCCUUCAUUGACCCAUUCUUCUCGAACGGAGUGCACAUUGCCUUCGUCGGUGCGCUGUCUGCCGCGCUCUCAAUCAUUUCCGUCAUGGAGGGGAAGGCGACGGAGGAGGUUGCCGCGGACUUCCACACCCGCGAGCUUAAGACCGUCUACAUGCGCUUCUUCCUCGUCGUCGCGGCUGCCUACCGCCAGAUGCGUGGGGGCGAAAUCGACAUCCUCAAUGACGUCGACGAGAAAACAUUCGACCACGCCUUCGAACUGAUCCGUCCCGUCAUCCAAGGUACCGGGGACAUCGGGCAGGACUCGAAGAGCAGCGGCAACGCGCAGCUGACUGACUCCGAGCUCCACGCGGCGAUGGAGUUUGUCUUCAAGCUUUUCCCGUCGUUCUACGAUCAGAGCACGGACGAUCUCGGCACGGAUGCGCGCGAGCGGCUCGCGUGUUUGCGGGGGCAGCUCGCGUUCGAUGGGCAGCACCAGGGCGUGAAGAUGAUAUUGGACGGGGCGUUCGAGUCCAUGAAAUGCAAGGUCACGGCGGCGAAGGUGGCGAGCUGAACGGGUUGAUUGCCGCAUCUCGAUUGCAGGAUGGGAUCGAGACGAAGGCUUGUUGUUUGCUUCUUAGAUAGGUUGUGUGUGUAGUGUACUAUGUCGCGACGGGGUUGGGGUCAUGUCAAUGCUUU